UCAUUCCACAAGGCUAUUCCCCCUUCUGGGCUCCAAAGCAGCUUCCUAGCCCAUUCGGGGGCCAACUGGGAGAACUGUUGGGCUACGGAGUCCGGAUGUGUGAAUUCAGAUAGCAAGAUAUUUGUUGGAGAGAACAUCCAGCUUUAUUAAAAGGAGCAAUUUCCAAAGCCAGCUUUUUUCCAACUGGAAAGAUGCAAAACCGUAACAUCCAUGAAGAUCCUAUCACCUAGGAAGAAUCUGACAUUGUGCUGCGAAUGCGGUGAGGGGAUUUAUUUAUUCUUGGAGUGUUCUGCGUGGCUGGCAAAGAAUAAUGUUCCAAAAUCGGUCCAUCUCCCAAGGGGUCCCAUUUUUCUUCCUGGGUGUCAGCAAGCCCUGACUCACCACAGUGCCUCUGACAGGGGCUGUCAUGCUACUGGCACCCUAAGCAGAAGCAAAGGACCUAAGGACGACCUUUGAACAACACAAAGGAUGGGUUUCAAUGUAAUUAGGCUACUGAGCGGAUCAGCUGUAGCACUGGUAAUAGCCCCUACUGUAUUACUGACAAUGCUUUCUUCUGCUGAACGAGGAUGCCCUAAGGGCUGUAGGUGUGAAGGCAAAAUGGUUUAUUGUGAAUCUCAAAAAUUACAGGAGAUACCCUCAAGUAUAUCUGCUGGUUGUUUAGGUUUGUCCCUCCGAUAUAACAGCCUUCAAAAACUUAAAUAUAAUCAGUUUAAAGGUCUCAACCAGCUCACCUGGCUGUACCUUGACCAUAACCAUAUCAGCAAUAUUGACGAAAAUGCUUUUAAUGGAAUACGCAGACUAAAAGAGUUGAUUCUGAGUUCCAAUAGAAUCUCCUAUUUUCUUAACAAUACCUUCAGACCUGUGACAAAUUUACGGAACUUGGAUCUAUCCUAUAAUCAGCUGCACUCUCUGGGAUCUGAACAGUUUCGGGGCUUGAGAAAGCUGCUGAGUUUACACUUGCGGUCUAAUUCCCUGAGAACCAUUCCUGUGAGAAUUUUCCAAGACUGUCGCAACCUGGAACUACUGGACCUGGGAUAUAACCGCAUCCGAAGUUUAGCCAGGAAUGUCUUCGCUGGUAUGAUCAGGCUCAAAGAACUUCACCUGGAGCACAAUCAGUUUUCCAAGCUCAACCUGGCUCUGUUCCCAAGACUGGUCAGCCUGCAGAACCUUUAUUUACAGUGGAAUAAAAUCAGCGUGAUCGGACAGACCAUGUCCUGGACCUGGAGCUCAUUACAAAGGCUCGAUUUAUCCGGCAAUGAAAUAGAAGCUUUCAGUGGACCCAGUGUUUUCCAGUGUGUCCCCAAUCUACAGCGCCUCAACCUGGAUUCCAACAAGCUGACGUUCAUUGGUCAAGAAAUCUUGGACUCCUGGAUAUCCCUCAAUGACAUCAGUCUGGCAGGAAAUAUAUGGGAAUGCAGCAGAAACAUUUGCUCCCUGGUAAACUGGCUGAAAAGUUUUAAAGGGCUGAGGGAAAACACGAUCAUCUGUGCCAGCCCCAAAGAACUGCAAGGAAUCAACGUGAUCGAUGCCGUGAAAAACUACAGCAUCUGUGGCAAAAGUACCACGGAGAGGUUCGAGCUAGCAAGGACUCUCCCGAAGCCUACGUUCAAACCCAAACUCCCCAGGCCCAAGCAUGAGAGCAAGCCCCCCCUCGCCCCUACGGUCGCAGCCACGGAGCCGAGCUCGGAAAUGGAUCAUGAUCCGGAGCGUAUCUCUUUUCACAAAAUCAUAGCUGGGAGCGUGGCCCUUUUCUUGUCUGUGCUUGUGAUCCUGCUGGUGAUCUACGUGUCAUGGAAGCGUUACCCUGCGAGCAUGAAGCAGCUGCAGCAGCGCUCCCUCAUGAGAAGGCACAGGAAAAAGAAAAGGCAGUCACUGAAGCAAAUGACUCCCAGCACCCAGGAAUUUUAUGUAGAUUAUAAACCCACCAACACUGAAACCAGCGAGAUGUUGCUGAAUGGGACGGGACCCUGCUCGUAUAGCAAAUCAGGCUCCAGGGAAUGCGAGAUACCUUUAUCCAUGAACGUGUCAACCUUUCUUGCAUAUGACCAACCCACAAUAAGUUAUUGUGGGGUGCAUCAUGAACUUCUCUCGCAUAAGCCCUUUGAAUCAAAUGCACAGGAAGAGACGAUGGAAACACACCUAGAGACUGAUCUGAAUCUGAGCACAAUAACAACAUCAGCCCGAAUCAGUGAGCUUAAUCAGCAGAUGGCUUCAUUGACCUAAAUAACAGGAGAGGGUUGCCACCAAACUCUGUGUAACCCGAUGGACCCAAUGAGGAAGACUUUGUCUCGUGUGGAUUCUAAAAUGUCCUGUUCUAAUAAAAUGAAAAAGAACCAAGAGUGGUACAUGAAAUAAAGAAGACGUGAAUUGUU
Messenger RNA from Tachyglossus aculeatus (Australian echidna), 2372 nucleotides. It is a transcript of the gene LRRTM3, whose product is annotated as leucine rich repeat transmembrane neuronal 3. The record is from RefSeq and is a predicted model, not a curated record. Bases 469 to 2223 code for a protein of 584 amino acids. The transcript is spliced from 3 exons. Gene Ontology annotation, molecular function: protein binding. Lineage: Eukaryota; Metazoa; Chordata; Mammalia; Monotremata; Tachyglossidae.